Molecule: messenger RNA, 1795 nt
Organism: Vigna unguiculata (cowpea)
Lineage: Eukaryota; Viridiplantae; Streptophyta; Magnoliopsida; Fabales; Fabaceae
Gene: NBP35
Product: nucleotide binding protein 35
Biological process (GO): iron-sulfur cluster assembly
Cellular component (GO): cytosol
Molecular function (GO): ATP-dependent FeS chaperone activity; ATP binding; 4 iron, 4 sulfur cluster binding
Source: RefSeq, a predicted model, not a curated record
GUUUCACUGAGACAAGUAGUGGCGGCAAACUCCAUUAUUAUCGUUGUCACUUUCAUCCAAAUUCCAAAACCCAGACAAGGCUUAAAGGUAUUAGGGUUUUCUUUCUCCAUUAUUAUCGUUGCCACUGCCAGACUUAUUCCUUCAUUCCUCUCACACUCUCUUCUCCUCCUCCUCCACCACCCGCGUUUUGGGAAACCAGAAGAGAGCACCCUCGUUUCUCCUCCACCCACGUCAAGAAACACGAAGGCAGAGUGCAGGCCAUUCACGGCGUCUCCUUUCUCCUCCACCGUGACAUCCACCACGUCGCUGGCAGGGGCAGCAGCGAGAGAACGCAGCGCCACCAUCGGACUGCGAUUGACGGACGAUUCCGACCGCCACGACCACCACGAACACAGCAGUGUCUUGAUGACUUGCAGUGUCAUCUAUAAGGAUGUUUGAUUUAGGAGCCAGUUGGUGCCACCACUUUAUGCACCAUAACAUUUACCUUUUAGGGUUUUUUCAAUGAGAUAAACUUAGACCCAAUAAUUACAAGUUAUACCUUUUUCUUCAACUCAAGUGAAGAAUUUCAAUGGAGAACGGAGACAUCCCUGAAAAUGCCAAUGAGCAUUGCCCAGGCCCUCAGUCUGAAUCUGCCGGAAAAUCUGAUGCAUGUGAAGGGUGCCCAAAUCAGCAAAUUUGUGCAACUGCCCCCAAAGGACCUGACCCUGAUCUGGUUCCCAUUGCAGAAAGAAUGGCUACUGUGAAACACAAGAUAUUGGUCUUGUCAGGAAAGGGAGGAGUUGGUAAGAGCACGUUCUCUGCCCAGCUGGCAUUUGCUUUAGCAGCAAGGGAUUUUCAAGUAGGUCUUCUUGAUGUUGAUAUUUGUGGUCCAAGCAUCCCAAAGAUGCUUGGCCUAGAAGGUCAAGAGAUACACCAGAGCAACCUUGGUUGGUCUCCUGUGUAUGUGGAGUCCAACCUUGGGGUCAUGUCAAUUGGGUUCAUGCUUCCCAACCCUGAUGAAGCUGUUAUAUGGAGAGGCCCACGCAAAAAUGGACUUAUCAAGCAGUUUCUAAAAGAUGUCUACUGGGGUGAACUUGAUUUCCUAAUCGUGGAUGCUCCACCAGGAACCUCAGAUGAGCACAUUUCCAUUGUUCAAUGCCUUGAUCCCACUGGAGUAGAUGGUGCAAUCAUAGUGACCACACCUCAACAAGUCUCUCUAAUUGAUGUGAGAAAAGAAGUGAAUUUUUGCAAGAAAGUUGGCGUGAAAGUUCUUGGGGUUGUAGAGAAUAUGAGUAGUCUGUGCCAGCCCAUCACAGAUUUCAAGUUUUUGAGAAUGUCUGAUAAUGGGGAGCAGAAAGAUGUUACACAAUGGGUUUGGGAAUAUAUGAAAGAAAAAGCACCAGAGAUGCUGAAUUUGAUUGCUUGCACUGAAGUAUUUGAUAGCAGGGGUGGCGGAGCAGUGAAAAUGUGCAAUGAAAUGGGUGUACCCUUUCUUGGUAAAGUUCCUUUAGAUCCACAACUUUGUAAGGUAGCUGAAGAAGGUACAUCCUGCUUUACUAAUAAAGAUUGUGUUGUUAGUGCUCCGGCAUUAAAGAAGAUUAUAGAGGAGUUGAUUGAAAAUAAUGGGUGGUCACUGUUAUUGAGUAAUGGAGCUUAGGAGAUUUUGAUUUAUGGUGAUCUUUGUAAAUCAAAAUAUGAUUUGUGUUUGAGACGUUUUGGUAUGUGAAGUAUCGGUUUUCUAGGCUCGGAUGUAGUUACAAAUUAUGUUACAAUGAAAUAAGUUCUCACGUUUUAUGUGCUCGAAUUCCGUAUGCAA